Messenger RNA from Symsagittifera roscoffensis, 513 nucleotides. RefSeq lists its product as uncharacterized. Bases 1 to 513 code for a protein of 170 amino acids. The transcript has a single exon. The record is from RefSeq and is a predicted model, not a curated record. NCBI's taxonomy places the organism in Eukaryota, Metazoa, Xenacoelomorpha, Acoela, Convolutidae.
AUGCAAGAUCUUAACGGAACGAUAGAAGAACUGGAGAAGGCAAGAAGGGAGCUGGACGAAAUGACCAAAACCAUGCUCAGUACAGAAGAAGGUAGAGACAUGUGGAAGAGACUGUUUGAAGAUUGCAACAAAAAACAGGGUCAACAAAUAGAGCGCUUGAGGCGAAAGUACAAAGAGCGAUUAGAGCGGCUGGCGUUGACGACAGCCGUGGAAAAAGUGAUACCUACAAGGAAUAUUCCUCGCGGGCAGUCCCCGAUGGAACUUUUGACGCCUCACGAGUUGAGUCAAACGACGGAUACGCGACUCCCAGCUACAACUGGUCGAGUGACAAUCCGGGACCCGAGUGACACCCUAGGUGACCCAGUCGUGGAGCAAACAGUGAGAAAGUUGAUAGAAACAGCUGGACGAUUGGUCGCUAAUAGGAAUGCGCCAGGAUCCGGGGUGUCUGCACCCUAUGGAACAACCGAUGAUGUGCGCAGAGUACAACUCUCCCAAGAGACGGUGACGAGUUAG